This is a messenger RNA of Oncorhynchus kisutch (coho salmon), 4546 nucleotides long. Its product is annotated as ELL-associated factor 2. Gene Ontology annotation, cellular component: super elongation complex. The record is from RefSeq and is a predicted model, not a curated record. The transcript has 6 exons. Gene Ontology annotation, biological process: transcription elongation by RNA polymerase II. Bases 159 to 977 code for a protein of 272 amino acids. Gene Ontology annotation, molecular function: transcription elongation factor activity. NCBI's taxonomy places the organism in Eukaryota, Metazoa, Chordata, Actinopteri, Salmoniformes, Salmonidae.
GAAUCAAAAAAAGCCACUAGAUCAGUCUGAUCAAUCACAGCGAAGGAAGGGCAGAACUUAGGUCUAGAAGUGAGUUGGCUCGUUUUGCGAUAGAUGGUAUCGAAUGGACGUGGAAAGUUUACUGUUAUUAACAUAUGAUUGAAAACUUUGAUUAGAAUAUGAAUGGAACAACAUACUCACACUUUGACAGUCAAGAACAUGUUUUGAAAUUAGGCGAAACAUUUGAGAAACAACCCAAAGGUGCUUACCACACGGUGCGAUAUGACUUCAAACCAGCCUCCAUUGACACCUCCUGUGAGGGAGAGCUGGAGGUGGGAAAGGGAGAACAAGUUACCAUCACACUGCCCAAUCUGGAGGGAUCCACUGCCCCUGUAACAGUCUUCAAAGGAUCCAAGAGGCCUUAUAUGAAGGAAUGUAUUCUCAUUGUAAACCAUGAUACAGGAGAGUACCGUCUGGAGAAACUCAACAGCAACAUUGCAGUCAAGAAGACCAGGGCUGAAGGCAGCAGUAAGAUCCAGUCUCGUAUAGAGCAGCAGACCAGUCGUCUGAGCCAGCAGAUGAAGACUAGUGUUAGCAGCAGCAGCAAAACCCCAGCAGGCUCCAAGAGCUCUCCUCCCAAAGAGAAGAUGUCCCCUGCCUCCCCCAUGGAUGACAUUGAGAGAGAGCUAAUGGCGGAGGCGAAGGUCAUGGACCAGAUGAGUAGUGGGGACUCGUCCUCAGACUCCCACAGCUCCUCCUCCAGUAGUGGGGACAGCUCCAGCAGUAGUGAUUCUGAGGACGAGUCCCGGCACCCGCCUCCCCCCGGCCCCUCUGGGGGUCCCCUCACAGCGCCACCACCCCACCAGGGCAUGCCCAUCCUCACCACCGUUACCACCACCACCAUCUCCUCACCACCUCGGGGUGGAGGACACCUCAUGAGUACGCUAAAGAAUGACCUGCAGUUAAGUGAGUCUGGCAGUGAAAGUGACGAUGACUGACCAGUGAGAGACCACUGAUUCUGUGGCGUGUCAGAGAGGUCCAUCUGUGGACAGCUGCACUGACCUUCACCUGGAUGGAUGGCUGUCCUUUAGGGUCACAACAGGAGUGGAAUGAGACUAGGGAAUAUGGAUGUGAUCUUUUUAAUGACAAAUAAGACCAAACCCCUACACCUUUUGGAAGCAACACCCCUCACCAGCCCACCAGCAUUUCAGUUGAAUGUGUCUUCAUAGUUCUAUCAAUAGUCUCAGUUGUCGAUAUCUUUUAGUGCCUUUUUGAAAGAAAUGGGUCAAUAGCUGUGAUCAAUUCUCUUAUCUACACAUUUGAUCUGGGUUAUUUUCACUGUUCAUUUUAGGUAGUGGUUACUCUACUAGUUUAAGUUUUACUAUUAGUUGGCCAAAGGGAACUGGGAACCAUACUGAUGAAUUGAACAGAGGAGGUAUUUCUGUUAUCAAGGAUCAGCCACAUCAAUAUCAGAAUGGAUUCCGCUUCAUUCACCCAUUUGGAAAGACUUCAAGCAUCAUAUAGCGUCAAUGUUUCAUUAUUUAGCCAUUAGACUGUGACUACUGUGAAAGAUUUACUCUUAAAGGGGAUAGGUUGAAGCAGUCUUAUCAUGUCGUUGCUUUAUUAGGAAUUAUCUUAAUUUGACUUUUGUUUAAUAUAUGGCCUAGCAACAUAUCAAGUCUAUUUGAGGAAACUAGUGCACUACUUGAAGUGGAUUGAUUUAGCCUAGUGUGGGGUAAACGUAACUUAAAGAUUUUGCUCAGUGAUGCUACGUAAUAUAUUUGAAAGAUUACUUGGCUUUGUUGCUUUAAACCUGCAAUACUUGAAUCUGAUUUAUGAUUAUAUUUGACAUAUUUUGUCAGGAAAAACCAACAGCUUAAUAUAUUCUAUGGGUGUCAGAGCAAUGGGAGUGUAUGUAUGCACCUAUAGCCUGAUGCCAGUGAGAGUCUUACAGCCCUGCCUUUACAACUGCCAUUCCAAUGACUACUAUCCCUUCUGUUGUUAUGGUUACUGAAGUGAAUCUCAAAAGUAUUUCCUUGAUUCCCUGCAUCCUUGAUUCAUCGAUUCUUUCACAAAAUGCAUUGGAGGAGAAGGUCUGAGAGGAGGUAGUUGGAUCUUCUCUUCCAAUGUGUUUUUAAAAAUUAAUAAAAAGAGGCUAUUCAUCAUGGAAUUAAUGAGACGCGUGAUGAAUCCAGGAAAUGCGUUUGAGACAUAUCCCAGGUCAUAUCUCAUAUCUUAGUGUUGCACCCUCUCUAAAGUAUCAUGUUACAACAUUACGGUCGUCCCAAUAAUCUCUCCUUUCUCCUGAGCUGUGCACCUGUUCAUGGAUUUGAAUGGAAAUGGAAAUGCACUAUUAUACAAAUCAAUAUUGGGGGGAAAAUCUGACUGUUAUGCUAAUGUAAUGCAAAACCUAUAUGCAAAGGAAAAAUGCAGCAAAAAUAUGAAUUGAUGUAAUUGUAAUCUAGCUGAAUAUAUUGAUAAAAGUAAUCUUGUCCUAGAGAGAUUCACAAAACUUCACGCCAGGGUAAGCCUACACAAAACACAGUUUUAAUUUGAAUUGUUUCUAAAAUCCCCUAUGGGAAAAAUGAAAGGUGUAAAAAUUCUAGGAAGCGUUUGACUGCUAGCAUUUCUGGGUAUUAUUACAUCUCCACUGUGGGGCUCUGAGACUUGGAUUUAAAAGGAAUAGACUGGUGGAAAAAAAUGAGGUGGAAGGAAACUUUAAUUUGCCCAUGUUUACACCACUCCAUUGCUUUUUAGAUUUAGUAGUACAUGUAAUCUGGAAUAUUGGCCCAUGGUACAUGCACAGAUAGAACAAUUGAGACAGAUAUUUCACCGGAUGUAUAAAUGUGAAGCAUCCACUUGGUGUUUCCACUCACUACCAAAUAUGGUAGUAAGAAGAAACCCACUGGCCGACAGUGGGAGAAGAUGGAACGAGAUGGAUUUUGGCCGAAAAUCUGGACAUUUUCUCGUUGAUUAAACAUUUGAUCUCAAUACAGUUUCCCGUUCCCAAAACUAUAAUCUGUUAUGGACAGAGUGGACAAAGUUUUGUAAACUUCCUUUGCAAAGGUUUUUAAAAAUCGAGUUGUCCAAAACUAUAAUCUGUUAUGGACAGAGUGGACAAAGUUUUGUAAACUUCCUUUGCAAAGGUUUUUAAAAAUCGAGUUGUUUAGAAGGAGUGCAAAGGCGAAUUGAGUUAUUAUACACAGGAGCACUUCACAGAGUAAGCGUUCCCUAACGAAAAUAUGCAGAUGUAUACUAGAACGUGCCAAUAGGAUCUCACUAGCCCGUGUAUGGCUCUGCCCACCUCCUUGCUUGUUCUGCCCACUAUGACUAAUUUGUUCCCAUUGGAAACGACAGGCUGUGGAAUAUAUUGGUUUAGUUAUAAAAAUCUUUGGUACAUGUUUUAGUUUGAGAAAUCUGAUUUUACGUGUCCAUUUAAACCACUGUAAAUCCACUCCACAGUGGCCUGUCAAUUUAAAACGUGUAAUCUCUAUCAUGGAAACACCUAAAAUGAACAAAACUGAAUUUGGUAUUGAUACUAUUUUUAAAACAAGGUAACUGUUAACUCAUUCUUUGCAUAUGUAACGCUAAUGCUCUAAAUCAUCUGCAGUCAUUUUCUCCUCUUGAACCUUACUCCAGAUUUUGUAUUUAGACUCAUUACAUCAGUUUUGAACGGUUUUGAGUAAAACAAGUCGCUGCAUUGUACCUAUAGACGCACGUUACCACACAUGCUAAUGCUAAAAAUACUUUAAAAAUCGACUUCUCACUAACCAUAUAUAAGUGACUCCAGAGUUGGUAGGGUAGCCUAGUGGUUAGAGUGUUGGGCUAAGGUUGCAAGUUCGAAUCCCCGAGCUGACAAGGUACAAAUCUGUCGUUCUGCCCCUGAACAGGCAGUUAACUAGAAGGGGCUAGAAGCGUCUUAUAUGGUGAGCUACCGAGUGGCUAGGACAGGCAAGGAGGACUUAAUUCUUCCUGCUGCCACGGAUAUGGCUGGGACAAUCCUGGGGGAAAAGGCCCAAAAAACUAUGCAGACAAUGUCUUCAUCAAACAACACCUUUUCACGACGCAUCAGUGACACGGCCGGAGAUGUUUUAAAACAAUUACUGCUUUGCAUACAAGCCAGUGAAUUAUAUGCAUUAGAGCUGGAUGAGUUAACAGAUGUGGCCGGCCUGGCACAGCUCUUGGUAUAUGUCCGUUACGUUUAUGAGGGGUCAAAUAAGGAAGACAUCCUUAAAAUACAAUAAGUUGUGUGUUAUUAGUUUAAGCACAAUGUGUUUGUCCAUUGUUGUGACUUAGAUCAAGAUCAGAUCAAAUGUUAUGACAACUGUAUGCAGAAAUCCAGGUAAUUCCAAAGGGUUCACAUACAUUUUCUUGCCACUGUAUAUUCAACACCUUAUGGAACAGCAGGGUCUGUGAAACAACACAAAAACACACGCACGCACACGCAUUAUACAUACACAUGGAUAUAGUACUAUAGAUAUGUAGGGGCCUGAGGGCACACAGUGUGUUGUGAAAUCUGUGAAUGUAUUGUAAUGUUUUUAAAAUUGAAUAAACUGCCUUAACCUUG